GGUCAAACAGACAUUUUCUUUCUUUAUCUAUCUUUGCUUGCUACUCACUUUCCAUCAUUUCAUCUCUUGCACUCUUUCUUAGCUUCUUUGUUUCUUUUUUGCUUUGUUUUGCUUUUCUAAAUUCCUACACACUCUUCUCUUUGCUUUCAUUUUCCUUAAUUGAGUAACAUUGCAUCAUCAUUGUAUAUGAACAAGUUCCCUUUCCACUCAAUUUACAAUUUUUCUUUGGUUUUUCAUUGGCAACAAAAAUCUGGGUUUUGUUUCUUGAUUCUUGGUUUUUGUUGUUAUUGUUGAUCUGGGUCUUCAAAAUUUUCUAUAAUCUUUCUCAUGGAAAAAGACAUGGUUUUUAUGCACGAGGGACUAGACAGGACAGCAGCAGAACAACCAACUUGGAGUUCUAGCAGUUUAGGGAUGGAAAUGCAAACAAAUGAGCUGAAUUGUGCAAUAGAACAAGUGGGAAGUUGUUUUUUCAAUCUCAAUUGGGAUAAUUCAAUGGAUCAGAGCGAUCGCUUUAAGUCAGCAUUGAGUUCCAUGGUGUCUUCUCCAGCAGCAUCCAAUGCUGGAAGUGCUCUCCCUGCAUCCGGAGAUAAUGUCAUGAUCAGAGAAUUGAUUGGAAGAUUAGGAAACAUAUGUAAUUCUGGUGACAUUUCACCUCAGUCUUUCAUUAAACCUAACAAUAACACUCAUAGUUCUAACACUUCCUAUUAUACUACUCCAUUGAAUUCACCACCAAAGCUCAGUCUUUCAAUGAUGGAUUCACAGAUCAGAGGAAGUUUGAAUGUACCGGGUCUUGGAAACCAGUUACCAAAUCAUCCUAGCCUGGCACCAUUUUCUACUGACCCUGGAUUUGCCGAGAGGGCUGCUAGAUUUUCUUGUUUUAGUAGUAGCAGGAAUCGACUUGGAUUGACUGAGGCUGAAUUUUCUCAAAGAUUAGUUCCUACAAUGGAUUCUGUUAAGCUUUCAAGUCACCAAUCCAUUAAGGUUACUGGAUCUCAAGCAAAUGCUCCUGAAAGUAACAAUAACUCGCAGCAGGAAAGAAAUUUUGGUUUUGAUAAGAAAAUCAGUAUGCUGACAAGGUCUUCUUCGCCAGAGAAUGCUGAAUUUGGUGAUUCCAAGGAAGAAUCUUCAGUUUCUGAACAGAUCCCAGGUGGGGCCCUUGGGAAUUCAAGCAUAAAAAGCCAAAGCCAUGCCAAUGCCAGGAAAAGGAAAUCAAUUCCCCGGGGGAAAGCAAAAGAAACCCCAUCUACAGCGGCUGCUGAAGCCAAGGUUGCAGCACAGAAUGAUGAAUCCACCGCGAAAAGAGGCAAGCAAGAUGGAGCAGCUGCGAAUGCAAAGGAAAAGACAGAACAGAAUGGCAAUUCUAAAGCAGCAAAUGAUGGGAAUCAGAAGCCAAGUAAUGAGAAUUCCAAGCCCUCAGAGCCGCCAAAGGACUAUAUCCAUGUCAGAGCCAGAAGGGGUCAAGCAACUGAUAGUCAUAGUCUUGCUGAAAGAGUCCGAAGAGAGAAAAUAAGUGAAAGGAUGAAAUUUCUUCAGGAUCUUGUUCCAGGAUGCAAUAAGGUGAUUGGUAAAGCAGUUAUGCUUGAUGAAAUUAUUAACUAUGUGCAGUCCUUGCAACGACAGGUCGAGUUUCUAUCUAUGAAGUUGUCUUCGGUGAAUCCAAGGAUGGAUAUUAACAUGGAAGCCCUUCUGUCAAAGGAUAUUUUUCAAUCUCUUGGAUCUUUGCCACAUGCCCUUUCUUCAAUGGAUUCUUCCACACCAGCUUUCCCUUUUCGUUAUCAGCCCCAGCAAGGGCUACCUCUAAACAGUGGCAUAUCCAAUAAUAUAGAGACUCAAUUCUCAAUGAAUCCACUAAAUGCUGCAUUGCAUAAAACCCACGGCCUGCAACUGCCUCCUAUUGAUGGUUUUACUGAUGCUAGCCCUCAGGUUGCAUCAAUUUGGGAGGAUGAUCUCCAGAGCAUUGUUCAAAUGGGAUUUGGCCAGAAUCAGACACAAAGCUAUCAAGGCUCAAAAGCUGUAGGGCAGGUGAAAAUUGAGCUUUAAUUACCAUUAGACAACACUUUCUGAUUCCCUUCAGGUCCUUCAGGCCCUCCAGGAGAGCAAGAGAGGCCUUUGUACAUAGAGAGGAAUUUCGGCUUGAGUAAAAUCUUUAACCUGAAAAAGAGAGAAAAUUUAUCCAAUUGUGAUCUCAUUUCCCAAAUUGUUUCUGCAACUCAUUCUUUAGAAAAUUCUUACGUGAAUUCCUGAUUUGCAAUAUGGUAGAACUAAUUGCAAUGAAGUGGUGUACUUCUGUUUUCAACUGUGA
Durio zibethinus is the source of this 2302-nucleotide messenger RNA. The record is from RefSeq and is a predicted model, not a curated record. Lineage: Eukaryota; Viridiplantae; Streptophyta; Magnoliopsida; Malvales; Malvaceae.